This is a messenger RNA of Lobosporangium transversale, 1434 nucleotides long. RefSeq names its product ABC1 family-domain-containing protein. The record is from RefSeq and is a predicted model, not a curated record. The transcript has 4 exons. Gene Ontology annotation, biological process: ubiquinone biosynthetic process. Gene Ontology annotation, molecular function: kinase activity. Gene Ontology annotation, cellular component: extrinsic component of mitochondrial inner membrane. Lineage: Eukaryota; Fungi; Mortierellomycota; Mortierellomycetes; Mortierellales; Mortierellaceae. Bases 1 to 1434 code for a protein of 477 amino acids.
AUGGAUUCAACAAAUACCUUAAAAUUAGAGCAGGAAACCAAAUACGAACCUCCCAAAAAGAUUCUCACGGAGGCUUCAAUGCCGACAUCACGUGUGGGUCGACUUUUUCAUUAUGGAGGCUUGGCUGCAUCAUUGGGUGCAGGGGCAAUCACAGAAACUGUUCGUCGAACUAUAGGACGUGGGACCACACCAGAGCAGUCACCCACGUUCUUGACACCAGCUAACAUGGAUCGGCUCGUCAGCAAACUCACAAAGAUGCGUGGUGCUGCAUUAAAGCUUGGUCAAAUGCUAAGUAUUCAAGAUAAUAAAAUGUUGCCACCAGAAUUGGAAGAAGUUCUGUCGCGUGUCCAGAACAGUGCCAACUUUAUGCCUGAAAAGCAGAUGCGUAAAGUCAUGAGUCAGACGAUGGGAUCUAACUGGGAAUCUGAGUUUACAGAAUUUAAUAUGGUGCCUAUCGCUGCUGCAUCGAUAGGCCAAGUCCACAAGGCAAUUCACAGAGCUACAGGAAUGCCAGUUGCAGUCAAGGUUCAGUAUCCAGGAGUAGCUGCAUCCAUCGACUCUGAUUUAUCCAACUUGAAAACAUUGGUUCUUAUGUCCAGUAUCUUGCCUCGAGGAAUGUACCUUGAUAACACCAUUAAGGUUGCGCAACGCGAGUUGGGUUGGGAAACAGAUUACUUGCGCGAAGCAGAAUGUAUCGAAGAAUUUGGCCGAUUGCUCAAGGACGAUCCAGACUACCAUGUACCCAAGCUUGUCCGAGAGGCAUCAGGCCCCAUGGUGUUGACGAUGGAAUGGAUGGAUGGUGAGACGAUGACUCAAGUAAUACAGAGUCGCGACCAAACCGUCAGAGAUCGAAUCGGCACUAACAUCCUGAGACUGUGCCUGAGAGAGCUAUUUGAGUUUCAAUACAUGCAAACAGAUCCAAACUGGACCAACUUUUUGUAUAGUCCUCUAUCUACUAAAUUGGAGUUACUGGAUUUCGGGGCCACUCGAGGGUUUGAUUCAAGGUUCACGACCCUUUACUUGAAGACUAUCCUGGCGGGAGCUGCAGGAGAUCGUGAUGGCUGCUUAAAGCACUCUAGAGAGCUUGGAUUCUUGACGGGCGAGGAGACAACGAUUAUGGAGGAGGCACACAUCAAUUCGCUGUUGACAUUGUCAGAGCCCUUCCAAGAGUCUGCGCCGGAUGUGUAUGAUUUCAAGUAUCAGACGAUCACACAGCGCGUCAAGGACCAGAUCCCAACCAUGCUCAAGUAUAGGUUGACCCCUCCUCCAGAUGAGACGUACUCGAUGCAUCGCAAGAUGGCAGGUGCAUUCCUGCUGUGCUCGAAACUGGGUGCACGUGUGGAAUGCAAAAAGCUUUUUAGAGAUAUCACAAGCCGGUAUAGAGAAGAAAACGUUAAUGAGCGGCGAGGCAUGAACUUUGGGCGCGGAGCUUAA